AUGGCAUUGUUCCUGGCGGAGAUGUCGCGGCUCCUGCAGGAACAACGCCGUCCGCUACCACCCCCCGUUCCAACACCUCGGACGGGGACAUUGCGUUUACAUGCCGAGAUUCCGAAAUAUUCAGGCAACGCGGAUAAAAAAUGGGUUGCCGAUUUUCUUGACGAAUUGCGUGAAUACCGGGCGGUGUCUGAAAUGUCUGAGGUUGAACUUCUAUCACGCGUACUACCGAUCGCCCUCACGGGAAGCGCCGCGACAUGGCGUCGGAGACAACCACCCUUUUCGACGCUACAAGACUUUUCGAAGCAGUUCAAAAAUGAAUUUCUGCCUCCCGAUUACAGCGCGCGAAUGCUCGAUGAGCUUAGGGCGCGCACUCAGCACCGCGACGAGUCCCUAGUCGAAUUUGUUCGGGCGCUCCAAACUCUGUAUGACAGGGCUGACCCUAGCGCGUCCGACUCAGACAAGGUGUCGCGGGCUAUGCGGCAAAGCCACCCGCAGUUUCACCCCUACCUGCGUGGGCGGGUGUUCCGGAGUUUGGACGAGUUGGCCCAAGCAGCCCACCAGAUCCAGGCGGACGUCCUGGCCGAACUAAGAUAUCGGCCUCCGCCACCGCCGGAGGCUUGCCUGGAACCGUCCUGCUGUCAUCUUGAAACCGCGCUGGACUCUGCCAUACUCGCUGCCUUCAACCAAGCUGCCGGUGCUGUGGCGACUGCUCUCGCCCACGUUCUGCUGCUUUUUCGUCGGCGGUCCUACUGUGCUGCUCUGCGAACCCUGAAACUGCAACGGACUCUGCCGGCGCAGGCGCACUUCUGGUGUCAUCUUGAAACCGCGCUGGACUCUGCCAUACUCGCUUCCUUCAACCAAGCUGCCGGUGCUGUGGCGACUGCUCUCGCCCAAGUUCUGCUGCUUUUUCGUCGGCGGUCCUACUGUGCUGCUCUGCAAACCCUGAAACUGCAACGGACUCUGCCGGCGCAGGCGCACUUCUGGGCAUCGACAGCAGAUAAGCGCGGUCGGUAA
Molecule: messenger RNA, 1014 nt
Organism: Ixodes scapularis (black-legged tick)
Lineage: Eukaryota; Metazoa; Arthropoda; Arachnida; Ixodida; Ixodidae
Exons: 4
Coding region: 1-1014 (337 amino acids)
Source: RefSeq, a predicted model, not a curated record